AUGCUGAGACUGUCAUAUCGAAAGCUAUGCGCACGUAUGAAUGGAGGUGGCGAAAUGAUGUCUUUUUCCCAAAUUAGUAGUUUUCAUUCUAGUCAGACUUCUUUGUCACCAAGAAGCUUCUUUGGCGUGGAGGAUUUUCUCGAUGAUGACAAUAGCCGACCCUACACUUACCAAAAGGAGAAAAAAUCCAAGACUCCAAACAAGCACGUUUCUUUUAAGCAACGAACUGUAGCCUACAUGGAGCCAUUCACGCUCGAUGUUUUCAUCUCAAAACGAUUUGUGUCGGCCUCAAUAACCCACCGGGUGACUUGCAAGCAGGUUGCUGUUGCCGGUACCAACUCAAAAGAUAUUAAGGCUGCACUCAAAUCUCGUUCGGAUAUACCCGCUUGUUUGGCCGUGGGCCGGAUUCUUUCAGAUAGGGCCCGGGAAGCUGAUGUGUACACGGCUUCUUAUACUCCGAGGGAAAGGGAUAAGUUUGAAGGGAAAAUUAGGGCGGUUGUUCAGUCACUCAUCGACAAUGGUAUUGAUGUCAAGAUAUAUCUUGAUUGA
Molecule: messenger RNA, 549 nt
Organism: Striga hermonthica
Lineage: Eukaryota; Viridiplantae; Streptophyta; Magnoliopsida; Lamiales; Orobanchaceae
Source: the annotation of a GenBank genome assembly